Misgurnus anguillicaudatus (oriental weatherfish) is the source of this 894-nucleotide messenger RNA. RefSeq names its product methionine sulfoxide reductase B2 (gene msrb2). Gene Ontology annotation, cellular component: cytoplasm. Gene Ontology annotation, biological process: protein repair; response to oxidative stress. NCBI's taxonomy places the organism in Eukaryota, Metazoa, Chordata, Actinopteri, Cypriniformes, Cobitidae. Gene Ontology annotation, molecular function: peptide-methionine (R)-S-oxide reductase activity. The record is from RefSeq and is a predicted model, not a curated record.
ACUAAUAUAUCGAGAAGUAUGUCACGCAUUCUAGUUCGUUUCUCUUCAGUGUUUUCCAAUGGAGCUGUCAAAUCAAUAUCACCAAAGAAGAGGAUGUUUGUAGGGAUUCGGCAGAUUUCUACAGAGCCAACGGGUUUGCUGUCUUUGACAAGAUAUGAUCAGUCCACAGACUGGCAAAGGAAGUUGACUCCAGAACAGUAUGUUGUAACCAGAGAAAAGGGCACAGAGGUGCCAUUCAGUGGCAUCUACCUGAACCACAAUGAGGUGGGCAUGUACCAUUGUGUAUGUUGUGACUCCCCACUUUUUAGCUCAGAAGCGAAAUAUGAUGCAGGAGCUGGGUGGCCAUCAUUCUAUGAGGCUCAUGGUACAUGGGAAAAGGAUGAAAGUCAUGCCAACAUUGUCCGUCGCCCUGACAACUCACUUGGUAGCACAGGGACAGAGGUUAUCUGUAAACAUUGUGCUGCUCAUCUUGGACAUGUCUUUGAUGAUGGUCCAGAUCCAACUGGUCAGCGAUUCUGCAUAAACAGCGUUGCUCUAAACUUCAAGCCAAGAGAAAUGUAAACCAGACGUUACGUCACUGGACAGUAUUGUAGUUAUUCAGUGCAAAUAAAGUCAAUCUAUGGCAUUUGAAUAACAAAUGAUCUAUUGUGGUGUAUGCUAUGAGUUACACUAAAGUUUUAAUCUUGGAAAAAUGCAUAUGCAUAAAUUGCAGUGAUUAUUUUAACACUUCAGAUCGACCACCCUAAAAAGAUUUAAUUCCUCUCCUGUGCAUGUGUGCACUGUGUUAUUCCUUAUCUAACUUGUAUUUUUUUGUACAUUAAAAUGCAAUAAUCUAAACUAAAAUGACUGUUUUAUUAAUAAACAACGGAUGUGAACAUCUGUGUGCACAAGCAA